This is a messenger RNA of Phyllostomus hastatus (greater spear-nosed bat), 1758 nucleotides long. RefSeq names its product interactor of HORMAD1 1 (gene IHO1). Gene Ontology annotation, cellular component: condensed nuclear chromosome. Lineage: Eukaryota; Metazoa; Chordata; Mammalia; Chiroptera; Phyllostomidae. The record is from RefSeq and is a predicted model, not a curated record. The transcript is spliced from 8 exons. Bases 1 to 1758 code for a protein of 585 amino acids. Gene Ontology annotation, biological process: meiotic DNA double-strand break formation; DNA recombination; homologous chromosome pairing at meiosis.
AUGAAUUUUAAUGUCUGGAAUAUCAAAGACAUGCUCAGUAUUCCCUCAGGCUCUGGUACCACUAAGUCAUCAAACUGGACCAAUAAUCAGGCUGAUUACUCCGGUCUCAGUGAUUCUCAGUUCCUCUUUGGGUCCCAGUUCUGUCCAGAAAGUUCAGAGGCCCUGUCAGCACCGUUGGACUUUGGUGUCCAUUUGAGAGAUCCAAAACAGUUACAAAAGAAUUCUCUGGACAGUGAACCUAGUCUUUUCACAAAGUACCAAACAAAACCCCAGCUGUUUGGAGAAGAUACAAAAGAUGGAGGCUUAUUUCCUCUUCCUUUGUCUGUUGGAAAAUCAAAAGGCCUCUUGGAACAGUUUGAGGAGAAAAAGAAAAGAGCAAAAGACAAAUGUGACAGUGAGAAUCUCUACAACUUCAUUUCCCAUGUGCGAGAAAGCAUUCACAAGUUGCAGACCUCUGUGGAAAAGUCUGAGGAACAUCUCAGUUCAAGAAGCCAGUCUAUUUUGGAUUCUUUGGAGACUGUGGCCAGGACACUGCAAGAGACUGCGCGGGCCCAGAGUGACCUGGUGUUGGAAACAGCGCAGGACAAGGGCAGCAUGGAGCAGGCUGUCCUUGAGAUGCAGAGGAGAUUUGACACUAGACAAGCAGAGUUUAUAGAAAUGAAGUCCAACCUGAAGCACCUUGAAGUUGUAGUUGCCCAGCAGAGUAAGGACUUCCAGCAGCUCUGUGAGCAGCUCGGCCAGCUCAAUGUGCCCGGUGUCCUAGCGGAGCUGAAGAGUUUGAUCUCGGUGCCUCGGGUGACAGACAGCACUUCCCAGACCUCACCGCUGCUGGCCCAGAGCCUCGAUUUCACCAGGCAGGACGAACCUGCCUGUGAGGAACCAGCCGCGGGGCAAGCCCAGGCACUCCCUGCUGCGAGGAGUCUUAGGCCGCGCUCCCUGCGGCCGCGAGGGGAGUUUGGUGUCUGGAGCCAAGGGGCAAAGAGGGCUGCUCUCCGAGAAGAAGCUGUGCUGCUGGCUGUCGGGGGCAGCAAGAGAAACAGGCGAGUCAGGGACAAGGCUGUGCAGACUGACUGCAAGAAUCAGCUUAUUACUAAGAGAAGCUUGGAGAACCGAGAUCCUGGUGUCAGGAACCUGGUUUCCCUAGGAGCCUCGCAGCUGAUCUCCCUGGACUUAAACAACUUUGUAACCAGCAUUGAGAACGCCCGCCCAAAACGUCAGACCAAAGACAUGGUUUCACAUGACCCCUGUGAGCAGAGGCUGGUGACAGAACAGAAAGUCAGAACGGUGCAAGUCGGGAGGCAAGGCCAGCAGGAGCAGCCGCAGCCCAGGAAAGCCCGCAGAGGCAGGCCCCUGGCCAGGAAGCAAGAGCGUACCCGAGGCAAAACCUGUGCUUUCAAUCCCGCAGGUCCCCAGUCUCCAGUUUCUGGCUCACGAAGUUCCGCCCCAGAGCAGCAGGCGCCCGUUGCUCAGCCCCUGCAUCCGUGUGGCCCCAGGAGCCCCACAAAGCCAGUCUGCCCUGUUCUGGAAGGAGCACUCACCCCCAGAAGGACAGCGGGGCCGGCCCGAGGGGCACCCCUGCAGCUCAGUGGGCACUCUUCCCGAGACAACAGCCAGCUUUCUGACAGCUCCAAGGGGGACCACCAGAUAAGCUGGUUCAGUGACCUCAACCUCGAAAGUUCCACGACCCCUCCGUGCAAGGAGCCAGGGAAGAGUGUGCUCUAUGACCUGGGUUUUGACAGCAGUGAUGAUGGCUUCUGA